AUCUUAAAAUAAGGACAAACAUUCAAACUACAUCAAAGCUAACUUCUUAUACAGUUCUUUAUAACAUAUAAAUAUACGCAUACAAUGGGACAAGGACCUUCAUCGGGAAUUAUCAGUGGUCUAAUGGCCGAUACAAACUUCAAUCCUGAAGAAAUUGACCGACUUCGUAAACGAUUUAUGAAACUUGACCAAGAUCGACUGGGAGAAAUUGACAAGCAAGAAUUCUUAAGCAUACCUGGGGUGAGUUCGAAUCCGUUAGCUGCUAGGCUAAUGGAUGUAUUUGAUAUUGAUGGGAACGGGAAGAUUGAUUUCCAAGAGUUUAUUACAGGGUUGCUGGCCUUUAGUGGAAAAUCAAGCACAGAAGAGAAGUUGCGGUUUGCAUUCAAGAUCUACGAUAUUGAUAGAGAUGGGUUCAUUGGGAAUGGUGAGUUGUUUAUUGUCAUGAAGAUGAUGGUGGGGAACAAUUUGAAGGAUGAAGAGUUACAACAAAUUGUUGAUAAGACAAUGAUGGAAGCCGAUGGAGACGGUGAUGGCAAGUUAAACUUUGACGAGUUUAAACAUGCAGUUGAUUCCAACUCAAUUGCAAACAAAUUGACAUUAAAUAUGUUUUAGUGUAAAAUUAGUGACAUAGUAAAUACAAACUCAAGUAUACCCUCAGAAUAAGAGACUCGGAAAUUUU
Spathaspora passalidarum NRRL Y-27907 is the source of this 679-nucleotide messenger RNA. RefSeq names its product calcineurin regulatory subunit B (gene CNB1). The annotation marks the transcript as partial. The transcript has a single exon. Gene Ontology annotation, molecular function: calcium-dependent protein serine/threonine phosphatase regulator activity; calcium ion binding. The record is from RefSeq and is a predicted model, not a curated record. Lineage: Eukaryota; Fungi; Ascomycota; Pichiomycetes; Serinales; Debaryomycetaceae.